Molecule: messenger RNA, 2292 nt
Organism: Mixia osmundae IAM 14324
Lineage: Eukaryota; Fungi; Basidiomycota; Mixiomycetes; Mixiales; Mixiaceae
Exons: 4
Coding region: 85-1893 (602 amino acids)
Source: RefSeq, a predicted model, not a curated record
CUCUAUGUGAUCGUCCUCGGGACGCCAUCCGCUCCUGUCCGCCUGUAAUUUUGCAACCCAGUCGUUGCCGGCCAUCGUGGCCUCAUGGAAGGCACCUAUCGACCGUUCAAGGUACCGAGGGUGACGCCUGCUCAGGCCUCGUACUUGGAAGAGAGCCCGAUCAGAUGGCCUCUCUCUUUCCAUCCUCCUGCCAUGAUGCGUUGUCGUCAGACUCCUUCAGUGGACUCACCUCGGCCUGCCCAUCAAUCGCCUCUAGCCUACCACGAGUGCAUCACAGCGUACACUUCGGAUGGACCCUACGGCUCCGGCUCGUCGACCGCAAAGGAUCAGUCCUCAGAACUUGAGAGAUUGACAAGGCAGCUCACUCAUAUUGAGCAAGACGAGGAAGCCAUGGAGGACGUUCAGAGUCCUUUCCUGGCCUCUGCAACGCUCAGCAAGCUCAACCGAUCUUGCGAUCAAGGCCACAAGCAGGAGCACGAGCCCGCUCAAGCAUCGUCCUUUCCGCUUGCGCCUGCUUGCGAGAUCAGCCCUCGCAAAGCCUAUCCAUCGCCCGAUUCUGAUCACCACAGAUCAAUGCAAGGUGAUAUGCCGGGCGGGGCAUUGUCAAUGUCAGACAGAUCGUUCGACAUGUCAAGACUCGACACGCUUGCUUUCGUGUCCGAUUUCAUCCGUCAGCAGAGAGAGGCGCACCGAGCUUCGGCCGAGAUCCUGCUCUGUACACCUGUCCGUGUUGGCUCUCGGUCUAUCGAACAAUCACCAGACGCUGGCUCAAUGCUCUUGCAGUCUGUCCCAGCCUCGCAAUCUCAGCCACUCUCUCAAGACAACGAACUCGCUCGCUUGGUGAAAACGUAUGCUUGCGCAGAACAACCUUCGCCUAUACAGAGGGUGCAGCUCAAGAGUGAGCUGCUGCAGAGACGCGAAGGUACCAGGUUGCGACAGAUCAUCCAAGACGAAGGCUCUGACCAGUGCGGCACGCCAAAUCAGACCGAAGCCAAUGCGAUGCCAUCUACAUCCCCCAGCUACCCAAAGUCAAAGAUAGAGACUAAAGCCGCGACGCCUCCGUAUCUAACACCGGCUGGACAUCGCUCAUUACUCGCAUGCUCACCUGCGCCUGCAAACUCUGCCCGCACAUCUUCGCCAGCGCGUCAGGCUCACCGUCCGGCACAGCAGACACGAUUGAUCGCAAAAGGCGACUUGCCGGCCAAAAAGUACAUGCCCACAAAGGUUCGAUCGACGGCCAAGUCACGUCCGCCAGUCAAGGCACGCCCAUCUGACAACAAAGCUUCCCCUGCCAAAAGUCUUGCGUGUGAUCAAAGUCGGUCUGUCGCGCUACAAUGCUUGCCUGCCAAUCCUGUGCGGUCCUCCCUCCAGGGAGCGCUGCAUACUACAUCCACCAUCUCCGACCCUUGCCACUCAUCCACUGCAGCGCUGCCCUUGCAGCGACAAGGAAGCACGCCUACAUUGCUGAACCUCGCGUCAACAGAUCCAUGCCUCACAAGAGGCAACUUCGUAAGAUCGAGAGCUCGAUCAACAACCAUCAUCCAGACACAAAGAGCUUUAUUCGCGUCCUAUGGGACGAGUGCGAUAACGAAGCCAACAAGGACUAUCUACGCUGGGAUGGAGAGGGUCUUCGCCUGCUUGUUCGCUUACAAUCUACCGAACUGGGUCAGAAAGUCCUGCUACCUCAUUUCGGCCACGCGAAUGGAGCUAGCUUCCUGCGCCAGCUCAAUGUUCGUCUCCCUCGCAGCGCCGCUUGUGAGAUGCUUAUUGAUGCUUGUGACAGGUCUACACUUUUGUGCGAUUACAUCGAGACUCCCUGCAGACAGUCUUGGCGAGCAACAAUCUACUCGAUGCCCCGCCGACAGAUCCUUGGUCCUGCUUCUUCCAAGAUGACUGGAUCAGAUCCGGCGGGACAGACAAUCUACGCAAGAUCACAGCCAACAGCAAAUUCGCUCGCCAAGACCCACCCGCUCACAAGACGAGGCUAGCGCGUAUCAAUGCUAGCGCCAAGCUCGCCCGAGUCGCUGUCGAUCAGUGACGAUCUAUCUCGGAGCAGCCUAAAGUGUCCCUCUAUAGAGCACGCUGUGUCGUCGCGUCCGACAAACAUGCAGAAUUGGUUUGUGAUCGACGUGAUCGGCCAAGCAAAAAAAAGCGUGAUCUGAUCAUGAGGAAUCGGACACGCGCCGCGUGCCUAUCCUUGGCUUCCAAGCAACACCGCAGUCGUUUUCUUCUCGGAAGGCUAGACAUUCGUUUCUCGUUCGCAUACAGUCGAAGGAGCUCACUCUCUGACUA